Schistosoma turkestanicum is the source of this 730-nucleotide messenger RNA. The record is from the annotation of a GenBank genome assembly. Lineage: Eukaryota; Metazoa; Platyhelminthes; Trematoda; Strigeidida; Schistosomatidae.
AUUUGUUGAUUGUGAAGUAGGCGAAAUGGAAGCUCUAUGGACUCGAGAAAACAUACUUUCAUUGCAAAAUUUACUUAAGGAUCACGAAGCAGAAGAGAACAGUGAUCAGGAUGACGUAACAACUCCAAUGUCUAAACUAAAACCAGGUGAUAUUGGUCCCAAGUGUCAAUCUGAAGCGAAGAAAGAAAAACCUAAGGUAAAACAAAAGAAUCCUGAUGAUAUAUGGGAUAUUGAUGAAAUACCAGAAGGUACACAGCAUGAAGAUAUAUAUGAUCCGCGCCCCCAGCCCAAAUAUGAAAUAGUAUAUCGGCAAGCAGUAACGGCAGAAGAUGUCUAUUUACAACUUGGAAGAAAAAAUCCAACAACAGCUUGCUGUGAAUACAUGGUUGUCAAAGUGAUACUUCCUGAUACACGAUUAUCUGAUAUUAAUCUAGAUGUCAAAGAAACAUUUCUUGAUCUAAGAGCACCUAAGUAUAAACUUGGAUUGUAUUUACCAAAUCCAGUUGAACCAGAUUCAAGUAAAGCAGCUUGGAAUGAAGACAAAGAAAUGCUUGAAAUAACAUUGAGAAAUAAAAGAGAGUACGAUUUUCUAAAUGAAUAAAUAAACACGAUUAUCAAUUCGUAUACCCACUUGCAUCAUUCAAUCAACGUAUUGUAAAAGAAGUUUGUAGUUAUUUUAUGGUAAAUAUUUUAAAUCUUUAAAAAAAGCUACAACUUACUGGAAUGGAAC